This is a messenger RNA of Hippocampus zosterae (dwarf seahorse), 2105 nucleotides long. RefSeq names its product heparan-sulfate 6-O-sulfotransferase 1-A-like. Bases 421 to 1716 code for a protein of 431 amino acids. Lineage: Eukaryota; Metazoa; Chordata; Actinopteri; Syngnathiformes; Syngnathidae. Gene Ontology annotation, molecular function: heparan sulfate 6-sulfotransferase activity. The transcript is spliced from 4 exons. Gene Ontology annotation, cellular component: membrane. The record is from RefSeq and is a predicted model, not a curated record.
AGAGAGAGAGAGAGAGAGAGACGGUGGGGUGGGGAUAGAGAGGUUGAAAAAGCAAAGGGAGUCCUCGCUUCAUCCGGGUACCACAGCUCCAUGGUGAUGCGGAGAGCCUGAUGCGUUGGACAGCCAAGCGAAGUAAAGUAAACCUGGGGAGGGUCGCUUGCCUGUGGGAGUAGGAGGUGGCUGGAGGGGUGGGCUUCGCUUCCCCCCCCUUCCUGCUGGAGUUUACAAUGCGUCUUUCACACGCACCACGCCGCGAACGAUGAGACAAGUUCGCCGACGGGGUGCAAGCUGCUCUUGAUUCCCCUGGGAACAGAGUCUCGGCGACGGCGGUACUGGUAACCGUGGCGGGCAUGAAGAAGCCGAGCGCCCCGCUCACCGGGAAAUGGUAGCGUAUUGCGGGCACCGCAUCUGGGCAGGAACAUGGUGGAGAGGAGCAGCAAAUUCUUGUUGAUCGUGGUCGGAUCCGUAUGUUUUAUGCUGAUUCUCUAUCAGUACGUGGCGCCCGGGGUCAUCAAUUUCGGUUCGCCGCACGGCUACUUCGCCGAGGAGGACGAGGGGGACAUCUUCCCCACGCCGGACCCCCACUACGUCAAGAAGUACUUCUUCCCAGUGCGCGACCUGGAGCGGACCGUCGACUUCCAAAUCAAGGGGGAGGACGUGAUCGUGUUCUUACACAUCCAGAAGACAGGCGGGACUACGUUCGGCCGUCACCUAGUGCAGAAUGUCCGCCUGGAGGUGCCGUGCGACUGCCGGCCGGGCCAGAAGAAGUGUACCUGCUACCGACCCAACCGCAAGGAGACCUGGCUCUUCUCGCGCUUCUCCACCGGCUGGAGCUGCGGCUUGCACGCCGACUGGACCGAGCUUACUAACUGCGUGCCGGGCGUUCUCAACAAGAAGGAGAGCAAGCAAAAGAAUCUAAGCAGAAAGUUCUAUUACAUCACGCUACUGAGGGACCCGGUGUCGCGCUACCUCAGCGAGUGGCGGCACGUGCAGCGGGGGGCCACGUGGAAGACCUCGUUGCACAUGUGCGACGGGCGCACGCCAACGCCCGAGGAGCUGCCCUCCUGCUACGACGGCUCCGACUGGUCGGGAUGCACCCUGCAGCAGUUCAUGGACUGUCCCUACAACCUGGCCAACAACCGACAGGUGCGCAUGUUGGCCGACUUGAGUCUGGUGGGCUGCUACAACAUGUCCACCGUGCCCGAAAAGAAGCGAGCGCAGCUCCUCCUGGAGUCGGCCAAGAAGAACCUGCGAGACAUGGCCUUCUUCGGCUUGACGGAGUACCAGCGCAAAACCCAGUUCCUGUUCGAGCGCACCUUCAGACUGCGCUUCAUUCGGCCCUUCAUGCAGUACAACAGCACCCGCGCCGCUGGGGUGGACCUGGACAACACAACGGUGCAGCGUAUCGAGGAGCUUAACGAGCUCGACAUGGAGCUGUACGACUACGCCCGGGACCUGUUCCAGCAGCGCUACCAGUACACCAGGCAGCAAGAGCGCCGGCUGCAGCGCAUCAAGAACCACCUGCAACAGAGCCACCAGGGCCUGGGCCUCAGCCUUUGGCCCUCGGCUCACCGCCACCCCCCGGGAUCCAUCCGAGGUGGUGAGGAGCGGGACGAUGUCGGCGACGAGGAAGAGGGCGGCCGGACGGAGGAGGUGGCUGGGGGCGGCCGCCUCCCCACCGAGGACUACAUGAGCCAGAUCAUCAACCGUUGGUAGCGAUCGAAAUGACGAUCCUCAGACUGCUUUUGCAUUUCGAAUGACCGUUUAAAAGAAAAAAAAAAUACAAAACAAAAAAAAACUGCAGAGAUGGGUUGCGCCGUUGCUAUGGCGACCAUGGACUGGCUGGCUCGGGUUCGCCCAUUUAUUAGCGCUCGCCCGUUACACCCCCCCCCCCCCCACACACACACACACUGAGUUCCUCCGGGUCUCUCGCCGUCAUUAGCGACCGAGGUUUAUUUUUAAACGCGCUGACAUGCAACUUUCUCUUCCUUGAACAUGUGAAUUCAUUGGAUCAGGUGGCAAGGGAUCCGUCUAUUUCCUGGACGGUGUUCUCCAACGCCGCACGGUUCACUCUAAGGACCAUUUAAGCUCAUUGUGUCGCCCCC